Desarmillaria tabescens is the source of this 1440-nucleotide messenger RNA. RefSeq lists its product as uncharacterized. The transcript has 21 exons. The record is from RefSeq and is a predicted model, not a curated record. The coding region runs from base 1 to 1440 and encodes 479 amino acids. Lineage: Eukaryota; Fungi; Basidiomycota; Agaricomycetes; Agaricales; Physalacriaceae.
AUGAUUAUGAUGGCGGCCGUACAUGUCCCGCGUGCUUACAAUCCCCCAGACGUCCAGGGAAGUGCGCCAUCUUCUCUCAAUACCGGAAUUUGCCCUCCUUGUACCACAUGCUACCCUUCUCAAUACAAUUACGGCGAGGGCGCCCAGAAGUUAUGUGGACAGUCUAACCGGUUGAAGAUGGCAACAGACAUACCCAACACGACCCUGCUGCGGGAUCAGGGUCCCUGCAUCAACGGAAUUACGCCAAGUGCCUGUUGGAAAACCAACUUGAAAGUUGGAAUUUUGAGAGCUUUCCCUGAGCUCCAGGCCCACACGAAAUGUUUAAAUACGAGUGUCCACGACUUUUAUCCUACCUUUGAGCAUGUUGUUGGUGGAUCUCCGCUCGCUAGGGUUUGGUCUCGUGACCGCCGGCACCCUGGCUUUGGUUUGUUGGAAGCCCAAACAACCUUGGCUUUGAUACACUUUGAUACAAGUGAAGACGUAUUCACUGGUGGACAAGGGUUUCAAGAUAGUCGGCAUGGAGUCGGUUUGAAGGAUGUUCAAGAAUGCCCAGAUACACCGCCCACUUCUGGUGCUCAACAAAGUCCUGAACCUACGCACUCGUCAAAUGCACGGGCAGGCAUGCAGGCUACCUUUGUUGGACUAAAGGACGAUCCAACAGAUUCCCUGGCUCGUGACCCUUGGUCGCAUGAACACCCACAACGAACUCGAUGGUUAGGCAAAUGGUGGUAUGUGGAUGUCGUUUCGUACGCUGAUACUGGAUCCCUUGGAUCCAUAAGCCACCCAGGUACUGAUCAUGAAGUGACGGGAACCAACGACGACCAUCAAUGCAGUGACGCUGAUCAAAGAUUCCUUAACCUGGGAACCAAGAACCAUCAUCAUACAACCCUGAUGGUGGAGCAAACUUGGGCUGACCCUUUUCUGCAAAGGUUAUACAAGUCUGGUAGUGGCGUAAUCGUGGACAUUAGAACAUGUCGACUGCCAGCACUCGUGUUGUUGCGGGAGGAUGAAACAGCUCGGUAUCAAGACCUCGGUCUCCUUUUCAGGGAUCUCAAAGUGCAAGUCUAUGACUUAGUAUUGAACUACAUAUGUACAGCCUUUAUAACCGAGAGUCGAGACGACUGUUCCACUCGUGGUGACCAUUGGUGUUAUGCAAGCUCGUCAAGAUGCGGGGAGGUGCAGGGAGGGCGCGACGAGGUGCAGGAGGAAGGGUUUGCUCCCAGACAGAGCGUCUGUGGCUGUGGAAGGAAGGACUCGUUGAGGGAACGCUUUGUGGCUAUGCGGAGGGCAGGCGGGAGACAUCAAUGGAGGGAACGUCGUCUGGUGCUUAGCCGACGUGAAGGAUUUUGUGGAGAGGGUGUUGCGGGUGUCGGGACUGCACCUGAAGAGAAGCAUGUGGUGACAGAGAACGCUGAGGCAUUUAUGACGGCGAUGAUGUAG